Messenger RNA from Daucus carota subsp. sativus, 606 nucleotides. RefSeq names its product wound-induced protein 1. The coding region runs from base 60 to 530 and encodes 156 amino acids. Lineage: Eukaryota; Viridiplantae; Streptophyta; Magnoliopsida; Apiales; Apiaceae. The record is from RefSeq and is a predicted model, not a curated record. The transcript has a single exon.
UUUUAAGCUUCAGCUAGUUCCCCCAGCUUGGCAACCUCUCUAAAUUCUCCACCCCUCGCAUGGAGAUGGAUGCUAUGUCGCCCGUAUCCGACUUAGAGAGAGCAAACAGGGCGACCGUCGAAGGCCUCUACAAGGCCUUGGCCAACGGCGACACAAAAAAGGCCGCACGAGUCGUGGGAAAAGACCUCGAAUGGUGGUUCCACGGGCCACAAAAAUGCCACCACAUGAUGAAGGUCCUCACGGGAGAAUCACCCUACAAUGAGUUCAUCUUUGAUCCACGCAGCAUUAGCGUCAUUGACGAUCUCGUUGUGGUGGAAGGCUGGGAAGGCCCUAAGGUCUAUUGGGUGCAUGUGUGGACCGUGAAGAAUGGAACCAUUUCGCAGUUCAGGGAGUAUUUCAACACUUGGCUCACAAUCACAGAGUUGAGACCAUUGAGUUGGCUCUCUAGGCACCAUGGCUCCACAUUGUGGCAGAGCCAGCCUAGAGAUCUCUUCAAAAGAUCCUUGCCAGCACUUAUGCUUGCCAUGUGAACUCUAUGCUAUUUUUAAGAGAAUUCAUAUAUUGUAUACUGAUAAAUCUUCCCAUUUGAUUAAUAAACAUUUUCUU